Lobosporangium transversale is the source of this 300-nucleotide messenger RNA. RefSeq lists its product as hypothetical. Lineage: Eukaryota; Fungi; Mortierellomycota; Mortierellomycetes; Mortierellales; Mortierellaceae. The transcript is spliced from 3 exons. The annotation marks the transcript as partial. The record is from RefSeq and is a predicted model, not a curated record.
GAAAGAGAUAUAGAAACGAGUAUAUAAAACAUAAAGUGUUGUCAAUGGAGGACUGAAAGAAAGUAGGAAUAGAGAAGAAAAGAAAAGGAAAAAGGCGGCAGAGCAUGACAAUUGUCAUGACAGUUACCAUGACAUUCUCUGACAUUGACAGAUGUCACGCUCUCCUUUUCCCUCCUUUUUCUCAUCCCGUAACCACGCUGCUUCUUCGAAUCCUCUUUUACUUACACUUUUUCUCCUUUCAAACCUCCUCAAGAACUUACUAUCACAACAAUCAUGACUGAAAUUCGCAGAAAGCUCGUC